Messenger RNA from Oncorhynchus kisutch (coho salmon), 3798 nucleotides. Its product is annotated as guanine nucleotide-binding protein subunit alpha-13-like. Bases 304 to 1437 code for a protein of 377 amino acids. Gene Ontology annotation, biological process: adenylate cyclase-activating G protein-coupled receptor signaling pathway; Rho protein signal transduction. Gene Ontology annotation, molecular function: D5 dopamine receptor binding; guanyl nucleotide binding; GTPase activity. Gene Ontology annotation, cellular component: brush border membrane; heterotrimeric G-protein complex; cytoplasm. Lineage: Eukaryota; Metazoa; Chordata; Actinopteri; Salmoniformes; Salmonidae. The transcript is spliced from 6 exons. The record is from RefSeq and is a predicted model, not a curated record.
GUAGAAGAGAGAUGGACUUGGCCCUCUAUGUGUGUUUAUUUGUAUCUCCAUUAGCUUUUUCAGAAGCAGCAGCUACUCUUCCUGGGGUCCACAAAAAAAACAUGACAAGAUAAAAACACUCAUACACUGAUAGUCACACAAAUAAUGUGCGUUUGUGUGUGAACGAGCUGCCUAGCGAAAGAGGUGUGUCACAUGUAGUACACAGAACUGGAAUAAUUAUAUUUCUACAGUGUAGUCGCGUUUCCGCGCGCCUCACAUGAACGAGCAAACUCUCUCCCGUGUAUCGAUGAAGCUGGUUGAAACAUGGCGGACUUCCUGCCGACCCGAUCCGUGCUAAACCAGUGCUUCCCAGUUUGCCUGCUUUCCAGCACCGAGGUUGAACAGCUGAGGAAAUCUAAGGAGAUUGACAAAAGUCUUUCCCGAGACAAAACCUACGCGGAACGACUAGUGAAGAUACUUUUACUGGGCGCGGGCGAGAGCGGCAAAUCCACUUUCCUCAAACAGAUGAGGAUCAUCCACGGGCAGGACUUCGACCAGCAAGAUCGUGAAGAGUUCCGGGCAACAAUUUACAGCAAUGUUAUCAAAGGUGUGCGUGUGUUGGUGGACGCACGGGAGAAGCUUCACAUCCCCUGGGGUUCCCCUGACAACCAGGUGCACGGAGACAAUGUGAUGUCAUUCGACACACGGUCUGUGAUGAUGGCGAACGGCCAGGUGGAGACGAGCGUGUUUCUCAAGUACCUGCCCUCCAUCCAGGUCCUGUGGGCCGACAGCGGAAUACAACAGGCCUACGACAGACGCAGGGAGUUCCAACUGGGUGAGUCUGUGAAGUAUUUCUUGGACAAUGUGGAGAUGCUGGGGGAGCAGAGCUACAUCCCUUCCCAGCAGGACAUCCUGCUAGCCCGCAAGCCCACUAAAGGCAUCCAUGAGUACGACUUUGAGAUCAAGAGCGUUCCCUUCAAGAUGGUGGACGUGGGAGGACAGCGCUCAGAGAGACGACGGUGGUUUGAGUGUUUUGACUCUGUCACCUCCAUACUGUUCCUAGUGUCUUCUUCAGAGUAUGACCAGGUCUUGAUGGAGGACCGACAGACCAACCGUCUGAGAGAGUCAUUGAACAUCUUUGAAACGAUAGUCAACAACCGAGUCUUCCUCGCCGUCUCAAUCAUCCUCUUCCUCAACAAGACUGACCUCCUGGAGGAGAAGGUCUCGAACAUUUCGCUGAAGAAAUACUUCCCAGAGUACACGGGGCCGGACCACAGUCUGCCGGACGUCCAGAAGUUCCUAGUGGACUGUUUCCGGGGGAAGAGAAGAGAUGCGACACAGAAGCCCCUCUACCACCACUUCACCACGGCCAUCAACACAGAGAACAUCCGCCUGGUGUUCCGAGAUGUCAAGGAUACCAUCCUCCACGAAAACCUCAAACAGCUUAUGCUCCAGUGACCUAUGACCACUAGAGAGGACCUGAGAGGAACCAGCCUCAGAGAGAACCCCAGAGAGGACCUCUUCUCCCGCCUAAAAGAAGACCUGAUUGAGGACUGCUCUCACCUUCAAAAGAGGACCGGAUUGAGGACCCCAGUGCCUUGGGGAGGACCUUGAUGUUCCACUUUUGUUGUUUCAAUGGUUUUAUUUAGUUUUUACUGCACUGUGUUGAGUGGAUGGUCUAUAGACUGCUCUGAGGUCAGUUUGACCUUUUAGGAGCCAGGGACAUGAUUGAACGCUGGAUAAUAAGCACUGUCCUUGGAUCAGUUUUGAAGCCUGCCAUGCUGUCAUAGCCCCGCUCCUGUCCACUGAUCUGAGACCUGUGUGACUGACAGAAACCACAAUGCGUUAAUACAACAACGUCUUAAUAACCCUUAAUCACUGUGUGUGUGUGUGUGUGCGCGCCCUGCGCUAUCUGUGUAUACCUGUUUUGGCAUUAGCUAUCAUGUAAUCAAUCAUGUCUUUAUAGUCAAUACAUUUUAACGUGUGUAUACAGUUUACAAAUUUCUACCUUUCUAUUCCCAGGUAGUUCACAUGUAAUUCUGCUGUAAGGACACAACACACACACUUGGAUGGUGAUCUAGUAUUGUUAUCUCAGGGUUGGAUGGAGGUACCGCUACAAAGGAUGUCCUUAUUGUGUUAUUAUUGUAAUAAACAGUCUGUCCAUAGGGCUGUAGUCUGUCUAUACCCUCAAAUUCAAAUCUGGACCGCCACUGCUUUUAAAUUUGUAUUCUUCCCCCUCCAAUCAGGGACUGAUUUUAGACCUGCGACACCACAUGGGUGCAAUUAAUUAUCAGGUAGAACAGAACCAGCAGCACUCCGUAUCUCGUAGAGUCAGAGUUGAAAACUCCCGGUCUCUAGUGUAUAUCCCAGGUUGAAGCUUUUGAUUUUUUUGUUAAAUGUCUUCCUGUGAGAACCUGUUCUGGGACGUAUUCACUAAGCAUGAAGUGGAAGAAAACGGGCUGAAACAGGGAUGUACUAUCUGAACUUGUCCAAUAAGAAACGCUUGUUUUCUUUUUCCAUUGCACAAUGUUUUGAAACGUUUUUCUACAGUGUGCCCUAACGGACCAGAAAAGCAGAGGGGGCAUGUCUCAGACCCUGGGCUACUUUAAUUUGGGGUGCAACUUUCCAGAACUUUCAGGCAGAUUCGUAUGCGUGUUCAUUUCUGUCUGAACUUUCUAUAAUGUUUUUGCCCCCACGGAACGUGGCCCAGGUUACCACGACAAGUUAAAGGUACCGCCUCCUCCUUCCCUUCCCAUUGGUGGCCUUGUAAAGGGACUUGUGUUAUUGGUCAGUGAGGUUGUCUGUCUAAUGGAUGUGAUCAUGUUUAUAGUUGCACAGACUGACUCAAAUGUAUCUUUUAGUUUCAAAUAUGACAGAUUAGUUUGUUUGUUUUCAUGUCCAUACUGUAACCUGUUGUUGAUGACAAUAGUGUGUGUAUAGGUAUGCCAACACUGUAAGAUACGCCACCUCAUAGGGCUGAGAGACAGCUAGAGACUGACUCCAGAUUAGCGUUUUGAGCGUUUCUCUCCUGCCACGUCACACUGCCUUUUAUAUGACUGUAUAAAGAUCGACUGUCCUAGUUUCUCUAGCUCCGGAGAUGACGUGCCUGUCUUUCCACUGUGCCUCGCUCUGGCCUUGUACAGACUGACGCCUGGGCCCAGUUUCACAAAACCUUUUAGAAGACAUUUCUUAAGUGCCAUUUUCUCCCCAUAACUUUAUACCUAUUCAAAUGUGCUAUUCCUCAAUAAGGUUAUUGCAAAUGUCCUUAAGUUUCUUCCUAAGAAAAUAGUUUAAAAUACAUUUUGAUUCUUGAAAAGGAAGUUAUUGGAUUUGUUCUUGUAAUUCCAAGAUGGCUAUAGUAAACACUUGUCUUAAACUCAUGGAAGUGAGAAAAUAAGCUAAUGAAAGCAAUUGAACAUGUUUAUUGACUCUACUGAAACUUUCAGUUGGAUUUGUUUUAAAUCCAAUAAAACAUUUUAGACCAGUAAUCUCGGUAAGAAAUAUGCUAACAUGAUUGCCCUUGCUAGAUAGCUCUGUUGCCUAGCGACAAUCAUCUUAGGAAGAUAUUUAAGAAGUCCAUUUGAGUGCUUAUGAGCUUAUUUAUUUUUAAAAAGCUUCAGUUUUUGCAUAACUUUUGUAAAACUGUGCCCUGAUGCCUUAGUUGUAAUCUAAAACUGUUUACUUCCAUGUUUUAAAUGAUUCAACAACAAAAUCACUGUUUCACGGUUGGCCUUGUCAAUGAACAUAUGUUUCUUUCUCUUUAACAAUCUGCAUUUUUUUAUAUGCCACUAAUUUUUACCAAUAAAACACUUUUUCUAA